CCAACGGCAGGAAAUCCGGCUCGUGCUUUCUUUCACCCGGGUGCUGGACGUUACUGCUCCAGGGCUUCAGGGUUCAGGCGAGGUGCGACCCGGGACGACGUCCGCCUCCCCCCUUCAUCUCCGCCGCCGGCCAGAUCUCGUGCCGCCCCUUCUCCUCUGCCCCCCACGGCGAGAGGACUGGUCACAGGAUGCAGUCUUUGGCGCGGACAGUCUGUCGAGCCGGAACCCGUGCCACGCCUCUGAAGCUCCUGGAUUGCGCAGCUCCUAGAGUUGAACAGUCGUUCGCGGAACCCCUGAGGCCUUGCAACUGGAUUCGUCAAAUUGUGAGUCCAAUCAUUCCACACGACGGUGUUCAGGCAUAUGGUUUCUGCACGAGGGCUUUGGCGGUGAGGGGGUUCUCGACAGUGGGAGCUGCCGAGGUUUCUGUUGAGGAUGAAGAUUCCAGCUCUCCCAUGGUUGAGCACCCGCCGCGGAUUAAGUUCAAGAGGCCCGACAAGACGGCCAGGCACAUUAUGAAUAUCUUAAACAAAGAGGCAGUCGACAAAGUUCGUACAGAGAGGACCAUUCCUGAUGUACAGCCUGGAUGUAUUGUUCAAAUGAGAGUGCAAGUUCCUGAGAACAAGCGACGUGAGUCUACAUUGAAAGGCAUCGUCAUAGCAAGGCGCAAUGCUGGGAUCGCUACGACUUUCAGAUUGCGUAGAUUAGUAGCUGGGGUUGGAGUUGAGUCUGUCUUUCCACUGUACUCGCCAAACAUCAAAGAAAUCAAGAUCUUAGACAGGAAGAAAGUCAGGAGAGCAAAGCUGUAUUACCUGAGGGACAGAAUGAAUGCACUCAAGAAAUGAGGCAGCAUCGGCUUGGUUGUUGCCAUUUUGUUUCUGAUGUGGAUCUGCAUGGCUUUCCUAGUGGCUGCAAUUCGAGAAGCCCGAUGCUUACUCCCAGCUCCUAGAACUACUGUUUCGGGUCACCAUGCCUGGUUUCUGGGGCAAGCGCCAGCAGAAAUACGCUUAUGUGAUUUGAAAUUAACAAUGUGGAUCUGUCUCCUUUUAUGUUUUUAGCAACUAGUGUAAUGAGAAAGAAAUAAAAAUGCUCUCCUUUUCUCUAACUUAUUGCUUAAGUUGGAGAAGCUUGCACAAAUUUUGUUCUACCGUUGGACCAUUCCUUGCUGCUAUCAAGAUGGUUGUGUUGCACACAACUCAAAGUAGCCUUUUAUCAUGAAAUUUUCAUGUAUAACUUUGAUGGACUGUUUGUAAUGCAAGAAAUUGGAAGGCUA
This is a messenger RNA of Triticum aestivum (bread wheat), 1270 nucleotides long. Its product is annotated as 50S ribosomal protein L19, chloroplastic. The record is from RefSeq and is a predicted model, not a curated record. Lineage: Eukaryota; Viridiplantae; Streptophyta; Magnoliopsida; Poales; Poaceae. Gene Ontology annotation, biological process: translation. Gene Ontology annotation, molecular function: structural constituent of ribosome. Bases 189 to 842 code for a protein of 217 amino acids. The transcript is spliced from 6 exons. Gene Ontology annotation, cellular component: ribosome.